AUGCAUCUGAUCAACACGGCGACAUUGGAGCUCGAGGAGUUUUUUGACCGUGCCGGCACUCCACCGUAUGCCAUUCUUUCCCACACCUGGGAGGACGGAGAAGUAUCGUUCCAAGAAUGGAGCCAGCGUGAGACUAGGACAGGAAAGAAAGGCUUCCUCAAGAUCGAAUCGUUUUGCCGCCUGGCCCUGCAGGAUGGGUACACACACGCCUGGGUAGAUACCAACUGCAUCGAUAAGCGGAGUUCUGCUAAAUUAUCCGAGGCUGUUGGUAUCCCUAUUAUAGGGUAG
This is a messenger RNA of Colletotrichum abscissum, 288 nucleotides long. RefSeq lists its product as uncharacterized. The transcript has a single exon. Lineage: Eukaryota; Fungi; Ascomycota; Sordariomycetes; Glomerellales; Glomerellaceae. The record is from RefSeq and is a predicted model, not a curated record. The coding region runs from base 1 to 288 and encodes 95 amino acids.